AACCAGUUUCUAAACAAGGACGACAAACAUAUUCUCGUGCUUUUCAGUGUAGGUAAUUUAGAUAGUGAAGACACUUCACAAACAGAGACGGAAAGCGAAUUGAUUGAAGAAGAUGAGGUGCUUAAUAAUGAAGCUGAGAAGGAGAAUGCAGUAUUGAAAGAAACAGGUACUGUUGGUUUGGAGGAGAGUCCUCAGAACGUCUCAAUAGCCGAGGAAGAGUCCACUACAAUGGUAUGCAGGGCACAAUCUUCAGUAAAACUGUGCAAAUGGCUGUGGAUGGCUGAAGUUGAUGAAAAUCCGAUUUUGGUUGAAGAAUUUCCCGGAUUUGGUGAGAGGAAAACUGAUUGUAGCCUCUACCUGAAGAACAUAACCAAGCAACAUCAGGGUUUAUGGUCAUGCGUUGUCAAACUUCAGAAUCGAACCUCAGUUAGGGCAAAACCUGUCACAGUUUGGGUUCAUGACAAAUUCGUCUUUGAAGAAAAACCAGCAAAUGUGACGGCCUAUGUGGGAGAUAUCGUGAAAAUACCAUGCUCCUCCGCCGACGAAAUGGAAUUAUGCCAAUGGUUCUACAAAAAAGAUGAGAGGACUGUCUGGGAGGAGAUAACAUUCAUGGAAAAUGUCAAGGACUGCUCACUGGCUCUGUCAGAUCUGAGUAUGUCAGAUUCUGGGUUUUUCAAGUGUGGCGUUAAAAGACCUAGAAUUGAUGAAUCUGUGGAAUCACCUCCUAUGUACCUGCUUGUGGAUGGCGACAGACCAUUCGAGUUCGCACAGGUUCCAGUCAACUCAAUAUUCAUCCCAGGAACCCCAGGCUCGAUCCAAUGCAAGACGAAAGAUGAAGCCCAAGAAUGUAGAUGGUCGUGGCAGCCCCAAGGUUAUGACGAGAAAUGGCGAGUCAAGAUGCGGCAAUUUGUGCCAGAGGAUGGGCAUGAUUGUGCUCUGCAGCUUAGAGACAUUUCAACCGAGCCAGGUGGUCAUUGGAUGUGCUCAGUGCUGCCCAUAAAUUCCACUGAAUUUGUUGAGACUGAGCCAAUUACACUCCAAAUCCAAUCAAAUCAAGACAUGAAAGCAAAUGUAUUGACGACCACAAUAGCAGUCGUUGAGGGGAAGUCGAGUACUCUGAGAUGCGAGAUUGCCAGCACCGAUGUUGAAGAAUGCAGAUGGAGAUGGCAUAGCUAUGGUGGAGUUGACCAGCCAACAAUUGUGGUCAGGAGCUUUCCUGCCUAUGGUUCACACAAUAUGAUGUGCAAUAUCGUUUUUACAAGUGUCAUGUAUGAGCAACAAGGGGUUUGGAUCUGUGGAGUCCGCUUCAGGGGAGAGCAAGAAUUCAAAGAGUCAACGCCAUCCACUGUAUCUGUUGAUAUGCCAGGGAAGCUGAGAGUAGUAGACGUAUCCCAAGACCGAGUGAUUGCUGAAAAAGAAUCGAUGCAAUUGAUCUGCAGAUCGGCAUCGGCGGUCGAUGAAUGUGUGUGGAGUCUGACACCCUCCGACAAAACCUACAAUCCGACCAGAAUUGAAUUUGUUCCCGAUCCAUUCGACAGAAGAAACUGUUCAAUGGUGGUGAAAAAUGUUGGAAAGAAGCAUGACGGCGAAUGGAAAUGUCUUAUGCGUGUUGAGAGAACUGAAAAAACCUUUGAAACUGAGGCCAAGCCAGUCCAUGUGAAAGUCAUCAAGCCAGAAAAGAUCAAAUUCGACAAAGUGACCUCUGCAGUACAAGUUCUACCAGGCUACCCGGCCAAACUGUCGUGCAUCGUUUCCCACCCGGUCGAUAUGUGCCAAUGGAGAUGGCUGGGACUUGCCCCGUUCGAGAAGAUUGAAUUCCCACCCCUGGACGGAGGAAUUGACUGUAGUCUGAAUGUGACCGACAUGAACGUCCUGCGCGACGGCCAUUGGCAAUGCGGAGCCAAAAACAUCGGACAACAAGGCUAUUACUGGGGGCCCAUCACUUCUAUUCAGGUCGUUUACACAGAGAAUAUCAGCACACGUUUUUGGAUCUCAGAGUAUAACAACCACCUGUGUCUUGUUUGCCGCUUGAGCACUACAGCUCCCCUUGAUAAUGUCAACUGCCACUGGACACAUCCAAACAACAAGAAUGCAUCUGAAGACACAGAUAGCAGGUACAGAACAACAUUUGACAAAGAGACAGGAGAAUGCAUUAUUAUUUUUGAAUACAUAAUGUCUGAUUUUGGUCAAUGGGAGUGCAAGUUUGAUGUCGAUACCGAAAAUGGCACCAUGGUACUUGGAAAUUCUAAGUUCUUGAUGCUCAACAAUCCACAAAAUAUCCGUUUGAGAUGGGUGGUGGGACUGAUGGCCGCUGUGAUUCUCAUCCUGUGCAUAACACUGGCUGUCUCGUUCCUCUACAUGUGUCCUGCUCGAAGGGACACGGCCAAAUCAGUAGGAACCAACAAAUACAAGAAAAAAGAGGAAUAUCAAAAAAAUGCACCUUCACUCCCUGCUCCGCGCUACACUGAACAUCCAACGAGAAUCGACUUCAAAUUUGAAGAACGUCCAAAUACUACUCAUAUUGAAUACAUCACACCCACUUGCUCCUCAUCAUCACAUCAUUUGUAUGAACGGGUUGGCCGCUUAUCAGCAACCACUAGUUCUACACAAAAAACUCUGUACCAAAAUAUUGACGAUUGAAUAAUCUCUUCUAACCGUCAUGAAAUUACAAUAUACUGUAGUUCUGUAAUUUGUACUUGUCAUAAAUAAAUAUCAUAAAACUUA
Molecule: messenger RNA, 2724 nt
Organism: Nilaparvata lugens (brown planthopper)
Lineage: Eukaryota; Metazoa; Arthropoda; Insecta; Hemiptera; Delphacidae
Product: obscurin
Exons: 10
Coding region: 229-2640 (803 amino acids)
Cellular component (GO): membrane
Source: RefSeq, a predicted model, not a curated record